AUGAAUUUCUUGAGUGAAGACAUAUUCUUUUUAUCUCUUCCAUCUUCAUUGCUUCUUUCCUGCUUGAAUUUCUUGAGUGAAGACAUAUUCUUUUAUCUCUUCCAUCUUCAUUGCUUCUUUUUGAAUGAAUUUCUUGGUGAAGACAUAUUCUUUUUUCAUUGCUUCUUUUUUUUUGGAUCUUCCAUUUUUCUUUCAUUUCAUUGCUUCUUUUUGAAUGAAUUUCUUGAACAUAUUCUUUUUAUCUCUUCCAUCUUCAUUGUUUCUUUUUUGAAUGAAUUUCUUGGUGAAGACAUAUUCUUUUAUCUCUUCCAUCUUCAUUGCUUCUUUUUUGAAUCUUUCUUGGUGAACAUAUUCUUUUUUUCUUCCAUCUUCAUUUUCUUUUUGAAUGAAUUUCUUGGUGAAGACAUAUUCUUUUUAUCUCUUCCAUCUUCAUUUUCUUUUUGGAAUGAAUUUCUUGGUGAGGACAUAUUCUUUUUCUUUUUUUUGAUCUUGAACAUAUUCUUUUAUCUCUUCCAUCUUCAUUGCUUCUUUUUGAAUGAAUUUCUUGGUGAAGACAUAUUCUUUUUAUCUCUUCCAUCUUCAUUGCUUCUUUUUUUGAUAGAUUUCUUGAGUGAAGACAUAUUCUUUUUAUCUCUUCCAUCUUCAUUGCUUCUUUUUUUUUUGAAUGAAUUUCUUGAUGAAGACAUAUUCUUUUUUUCUUCUUUCAUCUUCAUUGUUCUUUUUUCAAUGCUUGAUUUCUUGAGUGAAGACAUAUUCUUUUUUUCUCUUCUUCAUCUUCUUUUGAAUUCUUUUUUCUUAUCUCUUCCAUCUUCAUUUCUUUUUGAAUGA
Acanthosepion pharaonis is the source of this 828-nucleotide messenger RNA. NCBI's taxonomy places the organism in Eukaryota, Metazoa, Mollusca, Cephalopoda, Sepiida, Sepiidae. The record is from the annotation of a GenBank genome assembly.